AUGUUUAUCGAGAAUUUCAAGGUAGAGAGUCCAAAUGUGAAGUACACAGAAACUGAGAUUCAAUCUGUGUAUAACUACGAAACCACUGAAGUCGUUCAUGAAAACCGAAAUGGCACUUAUCAAUGGGUUGUUAAACCUAAAACUGUUAAAUAUGAAUUUAAAACCGAAACUCAUGUUCCUAAAUUGGGGGUAAUGCUUGUGGGAUGGGGUGGAAACAACGGUUCUACCCUUACCGGUGGUGUUAUUGCUAAUCGAGAGGGUAUUUCAUGGGCAACGAAGGAUAAUAUUCAACAAGCCAAUUACUUUGGUUCUCUUACUCAAGCUUCUGCUAUUCGUGUUGGAUCUUUUCAAGGAGAGGAAAUUCAUGCUCCCUUCAAGAGUUUGCUUCCAAUGGUCAACCCUGAUAACAUUGUUUUUGGUGGAUGGGAUAUCAGUAACAUGAACCUUGCUGAUGCCAUGGCUAGGGCCAGGGUUUUCGACAUAGAUUUGCAAAAGCAAUUGAGGCCUUAUAUGGAAUCCAUGGUUCCACUCCCUGGUAUCUAUGACCCGGAUUUCAUUGCUGCCAAUCAAGGUGAACGUGCAAAUAAUGUUAUUAAGGGUACAAAGAGAGAACAAAUUAACCAAAUUAUCAAAGAUAUUCGGGAAUUUAAGGAAGUAAACAAAGUGGACAAGGUUGUUGUUCUCUGGACUGCCAACACAGAGAGGUACAGUAAUUUAGUUGUGGGACUCAAUGACACAACAGAGAACCUUUUUGCUGCUGUGGACAGAAAUGAGUCUGAGAUUUCUCCUUCCACCCUGUUUGGAAUUGCUUGUGUUAUGGAAAAUGUUCCUUUCAUCAAUGGAAGCCCUCAGAACACUUUUGUUCCAGGGCUUAUUGAUCUUGCCAUCAAGAACAACAGUCUGAUUGGUGGUGAUGACUUCAAAAGUGGUCAGACCAAAAUGAAAUCUGUUUUGGUUGAUUUCCUUGUAGGAGCUGGUAUCAAGCCAACAUCAAUAGUGAGUUACAAUCAUCUUGGAAACAACGAUGGUAUGAACCUCUCAGCACCACAAACCUUCCGCUCCAAGGAAAUCUCCAAGAGCAACGUUGUUGACGAUAUGGUCAACAGCAACGCUAUCCUAUAUGCGCCUGGUGAACAUCCUGACCAUGUUGUAGUCAUUAAGUAUGUGCCAUACGUCGGAGAUAGCAAGAGAGCCAUGGAUGAGUAUACUUCAGAAAUAUUCAUGGGCGGAAAGAACACUAUUGUGUUGCACAACACAUGUGAGGAUUCCCUUUUGGCGGCCCCUAUUAUCUUGGACUUGGUUCUUCUUGCUGAGCUCAGUACUAGAAUUCAGUUCAAAUCUGAAGCUGAGAACAAGUUUCACACAUUCCACCCUGUUGCUACCAUCCUCAGUUAUCUGACGAAGGCUCCUCUGGUUCCACCAGGUACACCAGUGGUGAAUGCGUUGUCCAAGCAGCGAGCGAUGCUGGAAAACAUCAUGAGAGCUUGUGUUGGAUUGGCUCCAGAAAACAACAUGAUCCUUGAGUACAAGUGA
Messenger RNA from Vicia faba (fava bean), 1533 nucleotides. The record is from the annotation of a GenBank genome assembly. Lineage: Eukaryota; Viridiplantae; Streptophyta; Magnoliopsida; Fabales; Fabaceae.